Messenger RNA from Neomonachus schauinslandi (Hawaiian monk seal), 1634 nucleotides. It is a transcript of the gene MTG1, whose product is annotated as mitochondrial ribosome associated GTPase 1. Bases 58 to 1056 code for a protein of 332 amino acids. Gene Ontology annotation, cellular component: mitochondrion. Gene Ontology annotation, molecular function: GTP binding; GTPase activity. NCBI's taxonomy places the organism in Eukaryota, Metazoa, Chordata, Mammalia, Carnivora, Phocidae. The record is from RefSeq and is a predicted model, not a curated record. The transcript has 11 exons.
GAGGUCCGUUGCCGGGGCGGUCCCUCCGCGCCGCGCUGCGCUCGCCGACACGGCGCCAUGAGGCUGGCCUCGCGCGCGCUCUGCGGCGCCGCCGGGGCCGGCUGGCGAGAGAGCUUCCCCCUGGGCGGUCGCGACGUGGCGCGCUGGUUCCCGGGACACAUGGCCAAGGGGCUCAAGAAGAUGCAGAGCAGCCUAAAGUUGGUGGACUGUAUCAUCGAGGUCCAUGAUGCCCGGAUUCCACUUUCAGGCCGCAAUACUCUGUUUCAGGAAACUCUUGGGCUUAAGCCUCACAUGCUGGUCCUCAACAAAAUGGACUUGGCGGAUCUGAAAGAGCAGCAGAAAAUUAUACAACACUUAGAAGGAGAAGGCCUAAAAAAUGUUGUUUUCACCAACUGUGUAAGGGAUGAGAAUAUCAAGCAGAUCAUCCCAAUGGUCAGAGGACUGGUUGAGAGCAGUUACCGCUAUCAUCGAGGAGAGAGCCUGGAGUACUGUGCCAUGGUGAUCGGGAUCCCCAAUGUGGGCAAGUCCUCACUCAUCAACGCGCUCAGGAGACAGCACCUCAGGAAAGGAAAAGCUACCAGAGUGGGCGGUGAGCCUGGGAUCACCAGAGCUGUGAUGUCCAGAAUUCAGGUGUGUGAGCGGCCACUGAUGUUCCUGCUGGACACUCCCGGGGUGCUGGCCCCUCGGAUCGAAAGUGUGGAGAUGGGCCUGAAGCUGGCCCUGUGUGGAACCGUGCUGGACCACCUGGUGGGGGAGGAGACCCUGGCCGACUACCUUCUCUACACCCUCAACAGGCACCAGCUCUUUGGGUAUGUGCAGCACUACGGCCUGGCCGCAGCCUGUGAUGACAUAGCCGGGGUGCUGAAGCAGGUGGCUGUGAGGCUGGGGAAGACGCAGAAGGUGAAGGUGCUCACAGGCACAGGGGAUGUGAACGUCAUCCAGCCCAACUACCCCGCGGCAGCCCGAGACUUCCUCCGCACCUUCCGCAGCGGGCUGCUCGGCCCAGUGAUGCUGGACAGGGAUGUCCUGCAGAGACCCCCCUUGGCAGACCCCUGAACCAGUCCAGCUGGCAGGGGCCUCACUCCCGCCUGGCCCUUGGCACCAGAGAUCGGGACAUCCCAAGCCCUCACAGCCAAGAAUUUGACCCUGGGACUCCCUUUCCCAGAAUCUCCAUGCUGGUCACUGUACAGUACUCAGGUCUCGUCUCUAGGAAGGAGCCGGUACCUGCUGCCCCUCCGGGCCUGGCCAGCUGCCAGUUACAGGGCACGGUGCCCGGAGUCUGGACAUCGGGGCUGCUGACACCUCUGAGCUGUCCCUGUGUGCCUCACACACGCUGAGUAUCUCUUAAGGAGAAGCUGAUGUUUUCUUAGGAGGUGAGAGGACAGUCUGUAAUUUAAACAUUUUAAAAGCCUGUCUCUGCUGGUGGCUCAUCUGUUAUGCACCAGUAGCAGCUUGGGCCCACGUGUUAAGGCCCCUCUCGGCAAGAAAAAUUGGGAUAUGAGCCACUUAGCAAGGGUUCUUGUGUUAGGUCCUUGAUAGUGUCCUGGGUCCUGCAAUAAAGACAAUUCUAUUUGCCAGCAUAGUGUUUAUUUCACGACACGACUAAAAUGUGCACACAUGAUGGACAGGAGGGU